Molecule: messenger RNA, 1490 nt
Organism: Solanum lycopersicum (tomato)
Lineage: Eukaryota; Viridiplantae; Streptophyta; Magnoliopsida; Solanales; Solanaceae
Product: protein STRICTOSIDINE SYNTHASE-LIKE 6
Biological process (GO): biosynthetic process
Cellular component (GO): endomembrane system
Molecular function (GO): strictosidine synthase activity; hydrolase activity
Source: RefSeq, a predicted model, not a curated record
AUGAUAGAAAGAAAUGGAGUAGUAGAUAGGAACCAAAUUUUAUUUUUUUGUUAUGAUAAGAAUGGAAACAAAGAGGAAUACGAGUCAACACAUACCUUCUUCUUUGCUGACGAUUUGUUAUUAUCUCAAAUGUUAAUCCUUCAUCUGCUCUUCUAUUCACACUAGCCCCAAUUUCUUCUUCUUCUUCUACAAUAACAACUGCAAAUAUGACUUCUCCCUCCAUCUUUCUAAACCCUAUUUUUAUUUCACUAAUAAUACCCGUUAUUCUAGGUACGGUUUUCUAUCAACUCGAUUCCUUCGACCCGGUUUCUUAUCCGACCCAUGUGCUCUCUACUGACCCGCCUAUUGUUGCACCAAAGCGCAAUAACCAGGUGCUCCGUGGCUCCGAAAACAUCGGAGUUAACCAGCUAUUAGCACCCGAAGACGUAGCCUACGAUCCGGAAUCGGGAGUUAUAUACACUGCGUGUGUUGAUGGGUGGGUUAAAAAAGUGAAAGUCAACGAAUCGGCGGCGGAUUCCACGGUGGAGGAUUGGGUUUUCACCGGUGGCAGACCUCUCGGGCUUGCUCUAGGACAUCACGGCGAAGUUAUCGUUGCAGAUUCAGAAAAGGGAUUAUUACUCAACGUUACUUCUGAGGGUGAAAUUAAAGUGCUAACAGAGGAAGCUGAAGGCCUGAAAUUGAAAUUGGCAGACGCUGUAGACGUUGCAGAGGAUGGAAUUAUAUAUUUCUCCGAUGCUUCUUACAAAUAUAAUAUCGAACAAUACAUUUAUGAUUUUCUUGAAGGAAGACCCCAUGGAAGAUUGUUAAGUUAUGAUCCAUCAACUAAACAGACUAAAACGCUACUUAGCAACCUGCAUUUUGCUAAUGGCGUUGCAGUCUCUCCAGAUCAAAAUUAUGUUAUCUUCUGUGAAACUCCUCUGAGGAAAUGCAAAAAGUAUCAUAUAAAAGGCGAAAAAAAAGGAUCCGUGGAUAUGUUUGUUGAUAAUUUACCUGGAUUUCCUGACAACAUUCGUUACGAUGGUGAAGGGCAUUAUUGGAUUGCAUUUGCCUCGGAAAACACAUAUUCAUGGGACUUGACCCUAAAGUACCCAUUCAUCAGAAAGAUAAUGGCUAUAAUGGUGAAAUAUGUUGGACAACCAAAGACAGAGAAAAAUGGUGGUGUUUUAUCUGUUGAUUUACAAGGAAAUCCACUGGAACACUAUUAUGAUGAGGAUUUGACAAUGGUGUCAAGUGGCAUUAAGAUUGGUGAUCAUUUGUACUGUGGCUCUGUUAAGUCUCCGUAUAUACUACGCCUCAAUCUCAAACAAUAUCCUGCCGUUUAAACUUCAUAAACAAAAAUGUAAGUGUUUGAUUUCAAAAAAUAAUGGGUGUAUUUGUUAGUACAAGUAUAUUCGUUCAAUUUUGCAUAAGAUUUCCACUAUAUAAGAUGUGUAAGUGUUUUCUUUUUAAUUUAUUAUAAAUAAUAAUAAGAGUCAGCAUAUGCAACUAAA